CGUCAUGAGAAUAUUAGUUCGUGGUCGGCAACAACAGUUGACGAAACAAACAAAAUGUGAUUAUUAAAACAGUUAUUUUGGCAUGGACAUUAUUCACAAAAAGGGUUAAUUAUAUAUCUGUAACGAGCAGCGCAUCAUGCCAAAUAAAUUUCGGAAUCAAAAUUACGCAAAUCUGAAACAAGAGUGUAUUAAAAAAGGUCAACUUUUCGAAGAUCCCGAAUUUACCGCCAGUAACAAAUCUGUGUUUUUCAGUAAAGUUGAUAACGAUAUUGAGUGGAAAAGACCAAAAGAAUUAUGCCACGUGCCGAAGCUGAUCUUGGAUGGUGUGGCCUGUGAGAACCUCGUGCAGGGCGAACUGGGAAACGCCUGGUUCAUAACAGCAUGCUCCAGUCUCGCACUCGAACAAAAGCUCUGGAGAGCGGUAGUGCCAAACUACAAGGAACAGGAGUGGUCUGAGAAGAAUGAAUAUGCAGGAAUCUUCCACUUCGCAUUCUUUCGCUAUGGGUCUUGGACAGAAGUCGUUAUCGACGACCGACUCCCCACGAAAAAUGGAAACCUCGUAUUCUGUCACUCCAAGUCGAAGAACGAAUUUUGGUCCGCUUUACUCGAGAAAGCCUAUGCAAAGCUGUAUGGAGAUUACGAAUCUCUGAGGUAUGGUUUCAUAGCUGACGCUCUUGUUGAUUUCACGGCCGGGAUUUCCGAGAGGAUUGUCAUUAGCGAGUUGAACUUGGAUCAACAUGGGAACAAGGGCGCUCUGCUCAACAAGCUGUUGGCCGCCAACAGGCAGAAGGCAUUCAUCGUCUGUAGCAUUAAGUGCCCAGAAGACAAGACCGAUGAGACAACAACCAAUGGACUUCAGCUCGGCAAAGGUUACCACUUGACCCAGGUCAAGGGCAUCAAGUUAAAUGAUAAAUUGCAACAGAAAAUCGGUUCAGAAAGGCUAAAUUUGAUCAGGAUUUAUAACCCAUGGGAUAUGUCCAAAUGGAAUGGACCAUGGUCAGACCAGUCGUCUGAGUGGCAAGUAGCAUCUACAGCCGAAUGGGAGAAUAUGGGAAUCAUGUAUACACAAGAAAGCGAGUUUUGGAUCUCCUUUUCUGAUUUCAUCAAUAACUUCACCAACAUUGACAUCUGUCACUUCGUGAAUACGUCACUCUUCAAGAUAGAGAAAACGUGGUCGGAGGCGAUAAUACGCGGCAAGUGGGUUGUGGAUCCGCAGGCCAGUAGCGAUUUCCAGUCAUUCAAUUUUCUGAAAAACCCACAGGUUCUGUUUGAUGUGACCAGUGACGAAGACACAGUCAUGUUGUCGCUGGAACAACAAGACGUCAGUGCGGGGCGAAAGUUUCUUGGAGACAAACUCAAUAGCAUCGGUUUUCAAAUCAUGAAGGUGGAAGAAAACAGAAAAUACCGUGUUCACGUGUUGACUGAGAAAGUGCACGAGACGCCAUUCCAAACGUCUCGCAGUGUUUUCGGCUCGUGUCUGGUGAAGAAAGGCCGGUAUGUCCUCCUGCCGGCCCUAAAGGAGGCCGACCAUUCGGCCGAUUUUCUGUUGAGGCUGUACUCCACAAAACCAUCACAUGCCAGGCAGCUGUUAAAAGAUGAGCCCACUGUGAAAUGUCCUUGUGUCUCUGGCUUCUCCAUAAUUAGCACGUUAACGGUCAUUAGUGCAACCGGAAUAGAGCUGCCAUCAACGGUGAAAGGGGAUUGUAACCCGUUGGUUAUUCUCAAGUGUGAAGGUGAGAAAGUGAAAUCGGCGUCCUGCCAGAACACGACGUCUCCCGUCUGGGACAUGAAGGCUACAUUCUACAGAAAGAAGAAAGCUUACCCCAUCAAGCUUGAGUUGUGGAACUACAGUCCAAUGCUGAACUCGUUUAUUGCGGAGACGUAUGUGAGAGAAACCGGAUACGACGAUGAUGGGGUCACAACAGAGUACGAACUGUGGGAAAAAAACAAAACAGGCAUAAUGAAGAGACCGGGAAUGAUACAAGUGCAUAUCAAAUCAAGUAGCGAUAUUAUCAGUUUGUAGCACCAUAGAAAAACAAAGGCAAAGGAGAAAAUACAUGUCCUAUAUACACACUUGCCAUAAACAAUAUUUUUGCGAUAUUAACAGUUUGUAGCACCAUAGACAAACAAAGGCAAAGGAGAAAAUACAUGUCCUAUAUACACACUUGCCAUAAACAAUAUUUUUGCGAUAUUAUCAGUUUGUAGCACCAUAGACAAACAAAGGCAAAGGAGAAAAUACAAGUCCUAUAUACACACUUGCCAUAAACAAUAUUUUUGCGAUAUUAUCAGUUUGUAGCACCAUAGACAAACAACGGCAAAGGAGAAAAUACAUGUCCUAUAUACACACUUGCCAUAAACAAUAUUUUUGCGAUAUUAUCAGUUUGUAGCACCAUAGAAAAACAAAGGCAAAGGAGAAAAUACAAGUCCUAUAUACACACUUGCCAUAAACAAUAUUUUUGCGAUAUUAUCAGUUUGUAGCACCAUAGACAAACAAAGGCAAAGGAGAAAAUACAAGUCCUAUAUACACACUUGCCAUAAACAAUAUUUUUGCGAUAUUAACAGUUUGUAGCACCAUAGACAAACAAAGGCAAAGGAGAAAAUACAAGUCCUAUAUACACACUUGCCAUAAACAAUAUUUUUGCGAUAUUAACAGUUUGUAGCACCAUAGAUAAACAAAGGCAAAGGAGAAAAUACAAGUCCUAUAUACACACUUGCCAUAAACAAUAUUUUUGCGAUAUUAACAGUUUGUAGUGCCGUAGACAAACAAAGGCAAAGGCUGAAAAUACAAGUCCUAUAUACACACUUGCCAUAAACAAUAUUUUUGCGAUAUUAACAGUUUGUAGCACCAUAGAAAAACGAGGGCAAAGUGAGAAAAUACAUGUCCUAUAUACACCCUAAAUACACUUUCUGUAAAAAAUAUUUCUGCGAUAUUAACAGUUUGUAGCGCCAUAGAAAACCGAGGGCAAAGGGAGAAAAUACAUGUCCUAUAUAUACACACUUGCCGUAAACAAUAUUUUUGCGAUAUUAACAGUUUGUAGCACCAUAGAUAAACAAAGGCUUAAGGAGAAAAUACAUGUCCUAUAUAUACACCCCAUUGCUGUAAAAAAAAAAAAAACCCCACUUUCUGGGAUAUAUUUUAACAAUUUUCAGAAACACCAUGUGUAAGGUAUGCCAUUUUAUAACAGACUGCUAUACAAUAUAGGCAUAUGGACUCGCAUUUUUUUCGCCAAAAUCUCAGUGACAUCAUUUAUUUAUGUUAACUUUGCUGCCAAAUAGCUAUAUAGGUUAUAAAUGAAUCACUGUGUACUUUACAUGCAUUACAACUAAUUUUGCAGGCAGAAUUAUGAAAAUAUGUGGUAAAAAGGUGUCGAGUUAGCCCAUUGUGCCCAAAUAUCUCUGUUGUUUUUUCCCAAAGUUGAGGAUUUGCUUUAGCACUUGGGGAGGGAAGGGUGGGGAGUGGGGGAAGUUGCCACUCCAUCUCAUUCACUUAUGUUACACAAUUCUAAAAUGUAAAAAAAAAAAAAAAAUCAGUUUUCAAAUUGUUCCUUGAUCAUGUUGUGAAUACAUGGUCUUGUUGUAAAUUAAGAGCAGCAUUUUAGCAAAUAGUGAUGCACCAUGACAAAGGCUAUAGGUUCGAAUCCUGACCACGGUGUGGAUUUAGGUGGGGGCCCAAUUAGGGCCUCUCCUCACCCACUCACCCUAACGGUUUUGUCAGUUUUACUUUUCGUUUAUCAAUUUAUGCCAAAACCAAAGAUUCCAGAUCCACACUCAUCAUGUGAAAAUGACAAUAGCUGUGUUGAUAUUUAUCUGCCAAAAUUGUAUUAUCUGAUGUAUUAAGUUACAUAUUUAUAAGAUGAAUUUUAAUGUUUUGUCAUGUUCUGUAUUAAGUUACAUAUUUAUAAGAUGAAUUUGAUGUUUUGUCAUGUUCUGUAUUAAGUUACAUAUUUAUAAGAUGAAUUUUAAUGUUUUGUCAUGUUCUGUAUUAAGUUACAUAUUUAUAAGAUGAAUUUUAAUGUUUUGUCAUGUUCUGUAUUAAGUUACAUAUUUAUAAGAUGAAUUUGAUGUUUUGUCAUGUUCUGUAUUAAGUUACAUAUUUAUAAGAUGAAUUUGAUGUUUUGUUAUGUUCUGUAUUAAGUUACAUAUUUAUAAGAUGAAUUUGAUGUUUUGUUAUGAACUGUAUUUUAAGUUACAUAUUUAUAAGAUGAAUUUGAUGUUUUGUCAUCUUCUGUAUUAAGUUACAUAUUUAUAAGAUGAAUUUGAUGUUUUGUUAUGAACUGUAUUUUAAGUUACAUAUUUAUAAGAUGAAUUUGAUGUUUUGUCAUCUUCUGUAUUAAGUUACAUAUUUAUAAGAUGAAUUUGAUGUUUUGUUAUGAACUGUAUUUUAAGUUACAUAUUUAUAAGAUGAAUUUGAUGUUUUGUUAUGUUCUGUAUUAAGUUACAUAUUUAUAAAAUGAAUUUGAUGUUUUGUCAUGAACUGUAUUAAGUUACAUAUUUAUAAAAUGAAUUUGAUGUUUUGUUAUGAACUGUAUUUUAAGUUACAUAUUUAUAAGAUGAAUUUGAUGUUUUGUUAUGUUCUGUAUUAAGUUACAUAUUUAUAAAAUGAAUUUGAUGUUUUGUCAUGUUCUGUAUUAAGUUACAUAUUUAUAAGAUGAAUUUGAUGUUUUGUCAUGUUCUGUAUUAAGUUACAUAUUUAUAAGAUGAAUUUGAUGUUUUGUUAUGUUCUGUAUUAAGUUACAUAUAUAUAUUUAUAAGUUGAACUGCAGUGUGAAUUUUUUAGUUCAAUUUCUGUUCAUCUGAAAUGUGCCUUUUGGCCACAUGCAUGCAACAUUUAUUAUAUGGAUUUCUUUAGCAAUUUAUUUUUAAUGGGUUUUUUUUUUAUAUUUUGUCUUUUUAUUUGUAGAAAUAGGUGCAAAAUAAACAUUUACAAUUUCA
Gigantopelta aegis is the source of this 4932-nucleotide messenger RNA. RefSeq names its product calpain-5-like. Gene Ontology annotation, cellular component: cytoplasm. Lineage: Eukaryota; Metazoa; Mollusca; Gastropoda; Neomphalida; Peltospiridae. The record is from RefSeq and is a predicted model, not a curated record. The transcript has 12 exons. Bases 137 to 2023 code for a protein of 628 amino acids. Gene Ontology annotation, biological process: proteolysis. Gene Ontology annotation, molecular function: calcium-dependent cysteine-type endopeptidase activity.